UGGUUGAGUGCAGACCUACAACCUGCGCGCGCAAAUCCUCGUGAAAUUGUGAUAUUUUCCCAGGGCGGGGAUUAAGUGAACAUUGUGUUAAAAAGCUUGCGGCGAUUUAGUGCUGAAUAUAAGGGAACUCUCGGAUUCUAAUUUGAAGAAAAGGAUGGGAUUGAAAACUUGAAAUAGUAAAAGGAGGAGGAACCCUGGACCUUGGAAAUGAUGAGAAUUUGGGGUAAAAAAGGUGACACACCCCCUGGAGGUGGAGGGAGGUGGGACACUUCUCUUGGAGGACGGAGAGACCCAUCAGGGUCUGGUGGAAGAUGGGAUGGUCCUUCGAAUGUAUCUGGGGAGGGUAGAUCAGGGAGAUAUAACAAGGGUGGAAGCCUGGACUCCAGGUACUCUAGAACUCCCUCUGUAUCCUACUCCCUGAAUGCUCCGUACCUACCGGAGUAUUCUAAUCCAUAUAUAGCUGGGCAACCCUGGCAGGAACCUGCUCAACCAAACCUUCCUCUUCAUAUCAAAGAAUCUAAAUCUGGUCGGGUCCGGAGCAGAUCUAGAACCAGAACUAAGGAGGAAAAUCCAGAUAAGAGGAUAGGACGUGUUGAGUCUCUAAAGAAUCUUAUUCUCCAUGGUAAGAUUCAACCAGACCCAACGGCUCCGGAGAUAUUCAACUUCCCAACCCACUGUUCCUGCAGACACUCAACCAGAAGAUCUAAGUCUAGUGAGAGGGUUGGAGAGCGGGCCUGGUAUGGUUACCCUAUCCAUGCUCUACCCUUCCCUCAUGAAACCUUCAGAUUAAAGAGAAGAAACUCAUCCUUGGAGAACCUAAACCAGAUCUUUUUUAGGGAUGAGACAAGUGAUAAACCGAAGGAGAACAGGGUUGUCAAGUUCCACGACGAGGCCCCUGACAGGGGUCGGUCAACUCAAAGGAAGAACGGAAAACCUGAAAUUAAAUCUAAAUCUUUACUCAGAACUUCAACGUCUAUUCUUAAGGAGAGCGGUAAUAUUUGUCCAGAUGAGAUGGAGAAGCAAAAUCAGCAAACUCAAGAAUCUAAGUCAACAGAAUGCAAAAAGAGGGAAAAGAAAAAGAAGAAAACCAAGAUAGAGGAAAAGCCUAAAAUUGAAACCCCGAGCGUAAAUAUUGAUAGAACUGAGAAACCUUGCCCUCUGAACCUGUCUACGGAGGAGUCUGGAUAUGAGAGUGAUCUAACUAGAAAGAGCGGCUCCGACAAGAGUUCUGACACUAGUAUAUCAAACUCUCCGGUCUCGAAUAGAAGUGUUAAACUUGACUCCGAGGAGAACCUGGAGAUCAGAGAGGAAUCUGAGCAAAGUGAUCUGGAACAGAGAGAUCUCAGCUUAGAUUCAAUCACAACAACAAACGGAGCCAUUCCUGAACGAGAAGGUUGCAACAUCUCCGGUUUAGAUUUUAAACUGGGGAUUUAUAAGAUGCCAGAUAUUAUUGAUGCUGAGAGUGAAGAGAACUUGUCUCUACCCCUAGUCGGAGACAAGGACUGUUUGUCUGGGAACAUGGAAAGACAGAGCGUAUCUUUACUGGAUGUGUUUAACAGGACGGAUGAGGAGAAGAUGGGAACCUGCCUAAGUUUAUCAGAUGAAGAUAAACUAUCAGCUGUUUAUCAGAAAAAUAAUCAGGGAAUAUGUUCGGUUAAAGAAAAUAAAUCUGAGAUGGAUUUAUUCGUUAAAAAUGAUUUAUCAUUAAAAGACAAUAGUCUUGCUUUAGAUUUAAUCUCCGAAAAUCCAUCCGAAACCAACGAAACAUCCUCUGAACAUCAAUCCCAAGCUAGCGAUUCCUCCUCAAUACAUCCUUCGGAGGAAACCAAUUUAUCCUCCAGCCUCUGUUGUGAUGCUGCGGAGUUGUCCUCCGACAAUGCAAUCCCUCCAGGAGUUUCAUCCAGUGACAAUUCAUCUCCCUCUACUAGUAAUUCCACCACUGAUCCAGAUUCAUCCAUCAUCCUAAUGCAAGCAGAUAAUUCUUCAUCUACAAAUAUGACACAAGGUUCCAAUGAUAUAUCAAUAUUUUCAUCCACUAAUCAAUCCUCUUGUGUCACCUUCUCUAAUCAUGAAUUAUUUAUAAACCGAAAUAUUACAGACAACAUAAAAGAUGAAAUAAAACCAGCAACGAAUAAAGAUUUCCAGUCCUCGGACUCCAUAAAACAAUCUCUAGUCAACCAAGAAAGUCAGAUCAGAUUAUUUUCUACUCCGAAUACCAAUCUAAAUCUAUCCAACCCUAAUCCAGAACCAGUUGAACUUCUGAGUAUAGAAUCUGUAAGUGAUAUCUCCGUCCAACCAACCAGCAUGUUGUCUAGCCAACCAAAAAGUAAUGAAUCUGACCAACAGUCUGAUGGAAACGAGAAUUCUGAGAUAUCAGUGUCAGCGUUAUCCACCGACACUAUCAGUGAUAUAACAAACGAAUCAGACCUUUCCGUCCAACUUUUAAAUGAUGAUCUUAAACAGUCACACAGUGAACUAUCCUUCCAGCAUACCAAUGUGAGUUCUGGGCAACUAUUUAAAAAUCCUGAAUGCGUAAAGAGUGCGGAAGCAUUAGGUCCUCUGCAGACAAGAGAAGAUGACCAAACCAAUAACAAAACUGUCAAAGCUGACCUUGAAACUAAAUUAAGUGCGCCCGGCGCUAAUUCAGAAUAUUUAAAUAAUGUUGACGCGGACAACGUUGUUUGUGAAGAGAUUGAAUCUAAACCUAACGAAGGUGAGUUUGGGGUCUUGGCAAACAAGGAAGAAGAGGUAAAUCCUGUGAGUUCCCUUGAUACAGGAGAAGAUAAUAAAGAGAACAAAGAAUCCGAGGUCAAGGUUGAGGUUGAAAAUAUCAAUCCUAGGUCUCCGGAUCCAACCAAGAAUGAUGACAUGAAUUGUACAUCCUGUGUUCAAUCCUUUGAUAUUGCACACCUGAGUGAAAUUAGCUCUGUCCUGCCGGAGAAUCGCCCUGAGCAGGUGAAACCUGUCAAAGAAAGUGAACUCUGCUCACCGGAAGUUCAAGGUGAUCAAAAUACUGAUUCUGGAGUUGAUGGAUUGGAUCAAUUCCAUCAUAAUGUCACGAGUCUCAGUGUUGAAUGGAAUACUAGUCAGUUCCCUGCUACCACCAGAUUUAACAAUGAAGAUGAAAAUCUUUCAAACCUUACUCAUAAACUCACCCUGCAGAGCGGAGCACAAGGAGAAGUUUCAAACAAAUUUAUUUCAUCCAAUAAACUAGGACAAGAGUCCCUUGCUCACAAUAAGUCUGCGAGGAGAGUUCGAAGCGGGGACGGAGAACUCUCAAGGUUUGAAGGAGAGGCGGGAGAAACCUCUCUUCCACUUGAUUUUGGAGACUCUCUGCCACCAAUACUCUCCGGGUUGGUUGAUAAACAGUUUAGGAUGUGUAGGCUAGUGAAGGAAGCUGGUAUGGAGCUAGGAGUUCUUAUCACCAAGAAAUAUAACAAGGAUAAGAAAACUACAGGAUACAUCAUUGCAUACAUUGAACCCAACGGUUUAGUUUACAGGGAUGGCAGGUUCCAGGUGAAUGACGAGAUAAUCAACGUGAACGGAUCUACACUACGGGGUCUGAGUAUGGAGCAGGCUAGAAAUAUUUUAAAGAAUACGUCCCGGAAUGUGGAUAUCAUCAUAGCACGGUCUCCGGAUCCAACUAAAUCCAAAUCCUAUGUUCCUAAGCCCCUGAGCAGACGGAAAAGAAGGUUACCUGUGAUAGAGCGACCUAAAUCUGCGCCUAUUGCCGGAGAACUGCACGAAACUUCCGAUUCCUCCCAGAUCACUGACGAAUCAAACUAUGUUAUUGAUGUCUGUGAUUUCUCCGGUAGUGAGGGAGCAAUAAAAACUGUGAUUAAAAUCCCGUCCGGAAUGUACGAAGGAGGAUCAAGGAGCGGUAAUUCUAGCCGCAGUGAACGAAUCCUGCCUGAAAUACCGCGAAGUCCCCUGGGAGUUCAAGAAACAGGAGAUGGUGGAGUUCUACCGAAGAAGAGUGUUCAGGUCACGGUGCAUACCGUACUUUUCCACAAGGGAGGAGGAGCUAAAGGUCUAGGGUUCAGUGUGGUCGGAGGGAAGGAUUCUCCGAGAGGAAAUAUGGGAAUAUUCGUUAAAUCCAUAUUUCCAGGAGGACAAGCUGCAGAACUAGGAACACUUAAAGAAGGAGAUGAGGUGCUAAGUGUGAACGGACGAAGUGUUCAGGGAUUAUCUCAUGAACAAGCAAUAUCUGAGUUCAGAAAUAUAAGAGUAGGAGAGGUUCUUAUCCAUCUUGCUAGAAGGAAUAUACAGAAAAGGUUGGAUGAAUAGCAGAAGAGAAAUCAACAAUAUUCACAAUAAUUGAGAGCAAGAUUCCUGUUCCUGGUUUGGAAGAGGUGGACGUCUUCAAAGUUUACAGAAUUAAUGAUGAUUAUAUUUAUUGUUUUACUGUUUAUCUGUGAUAUAUAAUAUGUUUCGUCUUUUAUCCGUCAAAAUACAAAUUACUCGAAUAAUUA
Molecule: messenger RNA, 4472 nt
Organism: Eurytemora carolleeae
Lineage: Eukaryota; Metazoa; Arthropoda; Copepoda; Calanoida; Temoridae
Exons: 15
Coding region: 208-4287 (1359 amino acids)
Molecular function (GO): protein binding
Source: RefSeq, a predicted model, not a curated record